Molecule: messenger RNA, 714 nt
Organism: Nicrophorus vespilloides
Lineage: Eukaryota; Metazoa; Arthropoda; Insecta; Coleoptera; Silphidae
Gene: Psf3
Product: DNA replication complex GINS protein PSF3
Exons: 3
Coding region: 79-684 (201 amino acids)
Biological process (GO): mitotic DNA replication initiation
Cellular component (GO): GINS complex
Source: RefSeq, a predicted model, not a curated record
UUCCGUUUAUAUUCUAGGUUAUGUGUAACUACUGAAACCGUUAAGUAUUAUUUAUUUAUUUAAGAAACAAGUUUAAAAAUGUCUUUGGUACUCUCAUACUCACCGAAUUAUUUCUCGAUCGACGAUAUCCUCGCGUCUCAGGAGAGGACGCCCUGUAAAUUUCUCACGAACGUGCCAAAACUAGGUAAAUUGAAUCCUGCGUCCGAAGAUGACGAUCUAGCUGCGGGUACUUCUUUGGAACUGCCCAUAUGGUUGGUGCAACCGUUAAGCUCCGGUAGACACGCAAUCAUUGCUGCGGAUCUUCCGAGAAUCUACACGGAACCGUACAGGGAAAUCCUGAAGGCAGAUCCGGUCGCCGUCGAUCUGCACAAGUUCAAUUUGUACUUUUACGAGUUCGGCUUGUAUGCGAAAUCAUUCGACAUCCGAGGCGACGUCGCAACGACUUUAAUCUACACUUUCAUCACCAGAUUCAGGAAGAUCAUGGAUUUGGCGGACAACAUGGGCUUAGAUCCGCUGAUUAACGAUGGACUGGAUAUGCUGGAACGCGGUCUGUUCUUCGAGGGACACAAGGCGCGCACGAAAUUGAAUAAUUGGCUCAUUCAGACCGGAAUGCAAUUAGAAGCCGCCAACAUGGUAACAAAUCAUAAGAAGCGUAAACGGGUCAAUCUAGAAGAUAUCAUAUGAUUUCCUCUAUUCUACUAUAAACCUUUUAAA